UUCAGGCCGGACCCAUAACGGGUUUUGUUGCCAAUCUGGUGUUACAGUCAAUUAUUUUUCUUUCCUUUUUGUGUUUGCAACUUUGCAUUUUUUUAAAUUCGAAAUGAUAAUGGUAGGGAAUAGGAAUUUUUCCACGUAGAAACUAGAAAGUACAGUUGAUAACAAACCUUCACCAACCCACUCUUGAAUUUUGCAAGUCAAACUUGACAAUACUACCAAAAUAGGUGAUCAAAAUCACACACAAAAAAAGUUUCUUUCACAUUUCGCAUUCCAUUAAAUUCUGAUUUUCAUUUUCAUACCAACUACUUGCUUGCGAACCUGGUGGAGAAGGAGUUUCUGAUUUUGCCUGAACAGUAGCUGUGAAUUUGGAGAUGGCAGCGCUGGGUGAAUGGCACUGUGAGAAAAGAACUUAUGGAAAGAAAGAGUCUUUUCCUAGAGAGAAUGAGAAUGUUCCAGAAACUGGGUGUCUCUCUAUCAUUGUUCUUGGUGCUUCCGGUGAUCUUGCCAAGAAGAAGACUUUUCCUGCUCUUUUUAACCUUUACCGUCAGGGAUUUUUGCAAUCAAAUGAGGUUCACAUAUUUGGUUAUGCAAGGACUAAGAUCUCAGAUGAUGAGCUGAGAGAACGGAUCCGGGGGUAUCUUCCCCAUGGGAAAGAAGGCAUGGAAGAUGUGUCAAAUUUUCUGCAGUUGAUUAAAUAUGUGUCUGGCGCUUAUGAUGCUCCCGAAGGUUUCCAAGCCCUAGACAAGGCAAUAUCCCAGCACGAAUUCUCGAGGAACACUACAGAGGGAACAUCCCGCAGGCUUUUCUACCUUGCACUUCCCCCAUCAGUGUAUCCACAAGUCUGCAAAAUGAUUAAGUAUUAUGCCAUGAAUAAAUCUGAUCUUGGUGGGUGGACUCGUAUUGUUGUUGAGAAGCCUUUCGGCAAGGAUUUGGCUUCAGCAGAGGAACUGAGCUCCCAGAUAGGAGAAUUAUUUGACGAACCGCAGAUUUAUCGUAUAGAUCAUUAUCUGGGGAAAGAAUUGGUGCAGAACUUGUUGGUACUUCGUUUUGCGAAUCGUUUAUUCUUACCUCUCUGGAACCGUGACAACAUUGCGAAUGUACAGAUUGUGUUCAGAGAAGAUUUUGGAACCGAGGGGCGAGGUGGAUAUUUCGAUCAGUAUGGAAUUAUUCGUGAUAUAAUCCAAAAUCACCUACUGCAGGUUCUGUGCCUUGUCGCCAUGGAAAAGCCUGUAUCUUUGAAGCCUGAGCAUAUUCGAGAUGAGAAAGUCAAGGCAUUUUGUGGAUAUUGUGUACUUAAAUUCUGUGUGCUUGCUCAUUACUGCUGGAGAUAUUUCACUUUUCCAUUAAAGCGUUUAGUUGGAACUCAGGUUCUCCAAUCAGUUGUCCCAAUAAAAAAUGAAGAGGUGGUCUUAGGACAGUAUGAAGGAUACAAGGAUGAUCCUACAGUUCCAGCCAACUCAAAUACUCCUACUUUUGCAACAAUGAUCCUUCGUAUACAUAAUGAAAGAUGGGAAGGUGUUCCCUUUAUACUUAAGGCAGGGAAGGCCUUGAAUUCAAGGAAAGCAGAAAUACGGGUUCAAUUCAAGGAUGUACCCGGUGAUAUCUUUAGAUGUCAAAAGCAGGGAAGGAAUGAAUUUGUGAUCCGCCUGCAACCUUCAGAGGCCAUAUACAUGAAGCUAACAGUCAAACAGCCUGGGCUGGAAAUGUCAACUGCCCAAAGCGAACUGGAUUUGUCAUACAGGCAACGCUAUCAAGGGGUUGUAAUUCCGGAGGCUUACGAACGCCUAAUUCUAGACACGAUUAAAGGCGAUCAACAACAUUUUGUCCGUAGGGAUGAGUUGAAGGCUGCAUGGGAGAUUUUCACUCCAAUUCUUCACCAAAUAGACAAUGGAGAGUUUAAAUCUCUUCCUUACAAGCCCGGUAGCCGGGGCCCGGCGCAAGCGGAUGAGCUGUUAGAAAAGGCAGGCUACGUGCAAACACAUGGCUACAUAUGGAUCCCCCCAACCUUGUGAUAAUCUACAUUUAUGCAAAGUUAAAGCCUUGAGCUGAGAAGUCCAUGUUCGAAAAAUUUGUGGCAUUAUGAUGUAUCAAAAGCGCUUAAUUAAAAUGCAAUAAAAUUAUGUGUGUCUAGAAGAUAAUGAAAGUGGAGGCGUGAUUGAAGCAAUGCUUUGAUGACUUGAUGUAAUGAAAAAUGUUGAGCCCUUGUGUGCGAAUAAUAUUUCGUAUUGCUUUUAAUCUAUAUAUCAAUAUAAAAAGGUUUGUAUUUAUGUUUUUCCAUAAAAAAAAUCUUGUUUACAUGGAGAGUUUGUAUAUUAAUUUC
This is a messenger RNA of Striga asiatica, 2320 nucleotides long. Lineage: Eukaryota; Viridiplantae; Streptophyta; Magnoliopsida; Lamiales; Orobanchaceae. The record is from the annotation of a GenBank genome assembly.